Molecule: messenger RNA, 1240 nt
Organism: Solanum pennellii
Lineage: Eukaryota; Viridiplantae; Streptophyta; Magnoliopsida; Solanales; Solanaceae
Exons: 7
Coding region: 20-1240 (406 amino acids)
Source: RefSeq, a predicted model, not a curated record
UCCUCAUACUUGCAAAAAGAUGAAUCAAAGAAUUGUUCGACAAAUUUUAUUAGUGUUAUGUUUCUUUUUGAUUUAUAAUGUAGUCCAAGGCGUAGAAGAGUCAUCUAUAUUGGAAGAUAUGGAGCUAGAAAAACAACUGAAACUUUUGAAUAAACCAGCAAUCAAAAUAGUUAAGACUAAAUAUGGAGAUACAUACGACUGUGUUGAUUUUUACAAACAACAUGCAUUUGAUCACCCAUUAUUGAAGGACCAUAAUUUUCAUCCUCAGAUGGAACCUACCUUUGCUGAGAUAAAGCAAAAUUCACAUGACUCCACAACUAAUAGAUUACCGACAAUAUGGUCAAAAGAUGGAGGUUGUCCUUCUGGAACUGUUCCCGUUAAGAGAAUCACAAAGGAAGAUCUUAUAAGACAAAGAGAUUUGCCAUCACCAGAACCUGCCAUCUUCGACAAUGAAUAUAGCAAUUACAAUAGUGAGCAAAAAGCAAGCUACAUGCCUUCUUAUGGAGGAUAUAAGCGUGCAAUAGUUCGAACUCCAAAAGAAUCAACUAUAAAGUAUACAGGAGCUGGAAUGGCAACUAGUUUGUUCAAUCCUCAUGUUGAAGGCAAACAAAUUAGUGCUAGUCGAAUGAGAAUCGAAAAAGGAUCGGAAAUCUUACAAGCUGGUUGGAGGGUAGAUCCAACAUUAUAUGGAGAUAAUAAAACUAGACUUUUCAUACAUUAUCAGAUAGGUGAAACCCAAUGUUUCAAUACAUUAUGCCCUGGCUUUGUUCAAGUAAACCGCGAUAUACCUCUUGAUAGUUCGUAUGGGAAUAUUACCCAACGUGGAGUGCAUACAUGGGAGAUCCUAAUGUACAUUUAUAGGGAUCAAGCCUAUGGACACUGGUGGCUUCUAUUGGGACAAAAGUAUGAUUUAGUUGGUUAUUGGCCAAAUAUUAUUUUCACUGAGCUAGCACAAUUUGCUACGAAAAUUGAAUGGGGAGGAUCGGUAUAUAGUCCACCAGGUGUACCUGAACCUCCGAUGGGUUCAAGCUAUUUUCCGAUAGGAAAUUCUUCUUUUGAUGGGUAUUGUAGGAGCAUUGCAUAUUCAAAUGAGGAAGGAGAUUCGGUUGAUAUACAUAAUAUAUUUUGGUAUACUGAUAAUAUUUUUGCAUAUAAAGUUAUAUUUAAAUAUCUAUUGGAAGGUUCAAAUAAUUUUCUUUAUGUUCUUUAUGGUGGACCUGGUAGUAAAGCACAAGUGUAA